CUCUUUCCUUCCUUUCAAUUGUGUGAGUGAGCUGUCGGGUAAAGUCUGUCGUUAAUUCAACGUACGUACGAGACAGAGUUUUAUUUAGUUAUACGUCCCUUCAAAUAAAUAAUCUGUGUAAUUUGUGCCUCCAAUCUGUCGACAAACGGACGACAAGGAAGGGUGAAGGUUCUCUCGCGACAAGAGUCCGACCGACCACCAUUACCCGGCCACGUAUAGUUUAAUCGUCGCCAGUCGCAGUUCCACUUUUAUCGGAGGAGGAACAUCACAAGAGUCGUCAAAAUGUCCAAUUUCAUCGAUUCCGAGGCUGAAGAGUCAGAGCACGAAGGAGAGGAGGAGGAGGAGGAAGAGAUUGGACACGUCAGGAAGUACAAGAGUAAAGACAAACGCAAAAAGCAAAUUGACAGUGACGAGGAGGAGGAGGAUGAUGAUGAAGAAGUAGUGAAAGAUCUUAUCGAUGAUAAUCCUAUAGAGGAGGACAGCGACAAUGAGUCUGCUGGGUCGCGAAAGAGAAAGAAAAGCGACGAGGAGGAUGACUUUGACGAUCGUUUGGAAGAAGAUGACUACGAUCUUCUCGAGGAGAAUUUGGGAAUGAAAGUUAAAAGGAAAAAAGGCUUUAAGAGAAUUCGACAAGAUGAAGAAUCGGACGUUGAAGACACACAGGAACAGGGCGAUGAUCGGGAAGCUAUUGCGAACCAACUCUUUGAAGGAUCUGAUAAUGAGAAUGAGCGCCCGUCACGACGAGAUGAAGCACCAGAACAAUACGCUUCUGACGAGUCUGAGGUGGAGUCGGAAACGGAUGAUUUCAUCGUAGAUGAUGACGGUCAGCCUAUUGCAGAAAAGCGAAAGAAAAGAAAGCCAAUUUUUACUGAUGCUGCCCUCCAAGAAGCCCAGGACAUAUUUGGAGUUGACUUUGAUUAUGAGGAUUUGGACAAGGAAGAGGAGGAAGAGUAUGAUGAAGAAGAUGAGGAGGACGAGGAUGAGUAUGAAAAUGAAGAGCAACACAGCGCAAGGAGAACAAAGAAAGCGUUAAGGCGGAAGAAGAAGCUUAAAUCCUUGUACGAAUUGUACGAACCUCAUGAAUUGGAAAGAGCUGGGAUUACGGAAGAAGACAAUCGAAUAAGAAACACGGAUAUCCCAGAACGUAUGCAACUCCGCGUCGUCCCCAUCACUCCUGCCGACGAAGACGAACUUGAGGAGGAGGCAGAGUGGAUAUUUAAGAUGGGUUUCAGCAAGCACAACUUUGCAGCCAUCGUAGACAAACCCAAAGUAGGAGAGAUUACUCCUGCCCCACAAUCUGAUUGGGGAGAUGAUUGGGACAAACAGUCUGGAAUUGCGGUUCCUGGUCCAGCUGCCAGUGUCGUUGCCAGCACGGUGAGCAAACCAGGUGCAACUUCUGGGGAAGAGGACUGGGAGGAGAAUUGGGAGAAGGCUUCCUCAAUUGUCUCCGCUGCUCCAAAAUCCACCCUUAGUGCUAAACAAGGAGGAGGCGUCCUAGACGAAGAUGACAAUUGGGAGAGAGAAUCUAAUUUCGAGAAACAGUCCGUCAUCGGAGGGCCGAAGUCGAGGGUUGGCGAUUCCGACGGGAUUCUUCCCGGAGCAAAGUCUCAUAUCAGCACGGCGGCGAGUGGUGUCCCUGAAAAAUCUAUUAUUCAAAUUAUGGAGGAAGCUAAACCAAAAGUGGUGGCAAAAAUUAGAAAAGCCCUCGAGUUCAUGAGAAAUCAGCACUUGGAAGUUCCGUUCAUCGUCUUCUAUCGCAAAGAGUACAUCCAACCAGAACUGAAAAUCAACGAUUUGUGGAAAAUUUACAAGCUAGACGGGCGCUAUUGCCAAUUGAAGUUAAGAAAAACAAGGCUAAGCAUCCUGUUCAAAAAUAUGCAAAUGUAUCAGACUGAUUUGAUAAUGGAGAAUCCAGAUGAGCCAAUUUCAGAUGCUAUUCGAAUAAUUACCGAAGACGACGUCGAUCGUAUUCGAAACUUAAAAACGUCAGAAGAGUUAAAGGACAUGUAUCUCCUCUUCAGUCUCUACUACGCGGACGACGUGCAGUUAAUGAAGGAAGCGAUGGUAAAGAAACGGUUGGAAGAUAAACAACGAGCAAGAGAAGUGGCUGCCGCGGCUGCUGCAGAAGGCGAACCAGUCGAAGAUCCAGACGACUCUGACUCGGAUCCUAUUGAGUUUCCAUCAACCAAACGAAAAAUUGGGGGCGGAUCUUACGCUCUAUGCAAAAAGUUGGGAAUUGACAGCCUUGUCAAGAAAUUUGGAUUGACUCCAGACAGGUUUGCUGAAAAUUUGCGCGACUCGUAUCAACGAUAUGAAGUGGAACAGUACCCCAUGGACCCGCUGGACACGGCAAAAGAAUAUAUGAACGAAAGACUGAAAACUCAGGAGGAGGCAUUGAAAGCGGCAAAGUUCAUGUUGGCGACGCAAAUAUCUAGAGAACCAUUGGUCAGGUUGAGCGUGAGGGAAGUGUUCUUUGAACGUGCCACCAUUACAGUGACUCCAACAAAGAAAGGGCUCCGUGAAAUUGAUGAAGCACAUCCUUGUUAUGCAAUGAAGUAUAUCAAAGGUAAACCAGUCCGAGAUUUAAAGCAGGACCAAUUUUUGAAACUGACGAUGGCAGAAGAAGAUAAGCUGAUCAAUUUGGUGAUUGGUGACCAAAUCAAAGGGAUCACCGGAGAUACUUAUGUGGAGGAAGUUGUUCAACUAUUCAGCAGAGAUGAGUACAGCAAGCUUGUUCAAGAGUGGAACGACGUCCGAGCAGAAUGUUGCCAAUUUGCACUGGAGAAACUCUUGUAUCCGAUUUUUCGAAAAGAAUUGAGAGCAAAGUUGUUGGAUGAAGCCAAAGAAUAUGUCAUUGACACUGCUACUCAUAAACUGAACGAAUGGCUCAAAGUUGCACCUUACUCGGUCAAUUUUGCCGACGAAGAUGAAGAAGACUGGGAUACUAGUAAAGGAAUUCGUGUUUUGGCAAUUGCCUACGUCCCCGAUUUUAGCCAAGCUUCCUUCGCCACAGUGAUUUCUCCUGAUGGAGAGCCAUCCGAGUUCAUUCGCCUUCAAAACAUCAUGAAGAGUCUCAAAGCCUUUAAUGAAUCUGACCGGAAGGAUAAAUCAGAAGAUUUAAGGUCAAUUAAGGAAUUGAUCGUCGCAAAAAAGCCACAUGUGGUUGUGAUUGGUGGAGAAUCCCGUGACGCAAUAAUGAUUAAGGAAGACAUUCGAAAUUUGAUUGCCGACCUUGGCACUGAGGAUGGUUUCCCAGCAAUCAAUGUAGAGAUUGUGGAUAAUGAGUUGGCGAAAGUCUAUGCUAGCUCUAUUAAGGCUCAGACUGAUUUUCGUGAAUUUCCUCUCAUCUUGAGACAAGCAAUUUCUCUCGGUCGAAGGAUACAGGACCCACUGAUUGAAUUUUCGCAACUUGUGAAUCAUGACGAUGAAAUUAUGUGCCUAAGAUUUCAUCCUAUGCAGGAUCAAGUUGCAAAAGAAGAAUUGUUGGAAAGUUUAUCAACACAGUUUGUGAAUCGAACGAACGAGGUAGGGGUUGACAUAAAUCGCUGCAUUUCUAGUCCCUUUACCAUGAACGUGGCACAGUUUAUUUGUGGACUGGGACCCAGGAAAGCUACAGCACUCGUUAAGACCCUGAAACAAAACAACCAGCGGCUUGAAAAUCGAACCCAGCUUAUCACAGUGUGUCACAUGGGACCUAAAAUAUUCAUUAAUUGCUCCGGCUUUAUCAAAAUUGACACCAAUUCUCUUGGGGACAGUACGGAAGCCUACGUUGAAGUAUUGGAUGGCUCCAGAGUGCACCCUGAAACUUAUGAAUGGGCCCGUAAAAUGGCCGUGGAUGCUUUAGAGUACGACGACGAAGAUGCAAACCCUGCCAGUGCACUAGAAGAAAUUCUGGAAACCCCAGAUCGGUUGGAAGAGCUGAACUUGGAUGCUUUUGCUGAAGAAUUGGAACGUCAGGGUUUCGGGAACAAGAGCAUUACUCUUUACGACAUCCGUGCUGAACUCAAUGACCGUUACAAGGAUCACAGAGAACACUACACGACUCCGAAUGCUGAGCAGCUUUUCAACAUGCUCACGAAAGAGACACCAGAGACGUUGUACAAUGGAAAACUUACGACUGCCACCGUUGUCGGUGUAUCGCACAAGAAGCCACAAGGAGAGCAACUCGACAAUGCAAUCCCAGUUAGAAAUGAAGAGACGGGAAUGUGGCAGUGUGCAUUCUGCAUGAAAAAUGACUUUCCUGAUUUAUCUGAGGUUUGGAAUCAUUUUGAUGCUGGGGCUUGUCCUGGUCAAGCUACUGGGAUAAGAAUCCGACUUGAUAACGGGGUCAGUGGCUUUAUCCCAAUUGGGAAAUUGUCCGACAAACCUGUAACUAAUCCGGACGACAGAGUCAAACGUGGUCAAACUAUACACUGUAGAAUUGUGAAAAUAGAAGUGGACCGAUUCAGCGUAGAGUGCACAUCACGAACGACUGAUCUGGUCGACGGUGACCAAAAAUGGAGACUGCCAAAGGAUCCAUACUAUGACGCCGAGGCUGAGGAUAAGGAUAAGAAACAGGAGGAGGAAGUCAAGAAGAAGAAGCACUAUCAAACAUAUGUCCGCAGGGUCAUUGUACAUCCAGCGUUCAAGAAUAUUUCAUUCAAGGAGCUUAUUCCUAUAAUGGAGACGAUGGAUCAGGGCGAUUUGAUCAUACGACCCUCCAGUAAGGGCUCGGACCACUUGACUGUGACUUGGAAAGUUACAGACUCCAUUUGUCAACAUAUUGAUGUGCUAGAAACAAAGAAGGAAAACAUGUUCAGUCUCGGUCGGUCGUUACACAUUGGAUCAGAAGAAUAUGAAGACUUGGACGAAAUUUUUGCUCGUUGCAUAAAUCCUAUGGCUUCCCUCUCACGAGAAUUAAUUUCUUCCAAGUAUUAUGUGAAGCAUCUGGGUGGAAGUCUAGCCAUGGCAGAUGAAUAUCUAAAAGAGGAGAAGAAGAAAAACUCAAAUAAAAUUCACUAUGUUCUGCAUGCCAGCAAGGAAUUUCCCGGAAAAUUCGUCCUGUCGUAUCUUCCUGGAAACAAAGUUCAGCAUGAAUACAUAACCGUCAAUCCAUCUGGCUUCAGAUAUCGUCAGCAAUCAUUCGCAAGUUUAAAUGCGCUAUUGAAAUGGUUCAAGGAGCAUUACAGGGAAGCUCCACCCAGCACACCCAUGGCCACCCCGACGACCAACAUUGCUCGGGCAUCUGGCGCCUCUGCCCAACAUGGCACUCUUGUUCCACCACCACCACCAUCCAGCCACUUUGCCGCAACAUUACGUACUACUCCACAUUACACCACUCCAACACAAGGGUUGACUCCAUAUUCUGCAUUCACUACUAAUACGCCAUACACACCAACAGCCCAGACUCCACAUAUUACUCCGUACCAAACCCCUUAUCAAGGAACUCCGUGGCAGUCCGAUCCACAAACCAGGGCUCUAUUUUUACAUUCUUCUGAUGGUUUCAAAAACCCGGGACAGAAGCCGCAAGCAAAUACGAUACGAGUAUCCAGAGACGCACAACCUAAUGAUGAUGGCAGUGAUUGGCGUAAAGCUGCAGAUGCGUGGGCAAAGUCACAACAGCAUCGCCCACAACGACCACCAGAUUCUCAGAGAUAUACUGACAACCCCAACUUACAACCACUCGGCUCAAGGCAGCAUAUAUCGGACCAGGCUUUACGAAGCAGUAUGCUACAAUUCCGUCAAACAGUAGAAGGACUUCGAGGAGAUCAGCAUGCACAUGGAUCAUCCGCACUGAAUUUUCUUCCAAAUCCUUCCCCCCGAUCUGGACGUGAUAGUUUGAAAUCCACUCCGCGUACAAACUUUAGCCCCCGAUCAAUGGUCGAAAGCUCGCUGGGCGAUGAAACACCGCUUCAUGAUGAAAAUUAAUAAACACUUUUUAUUCGCUUUUAAUUUCAUGAUUAUUAUUAUAUUUCGUUAGUCUUUAGCUCAAGAAAAAAUUCAUAAAUUAUAGCCAUUCAUUCAUGUCGGUCGUAUCGAAUAACUUGUAGUGAAUAAAUUUGGAAAAUGAAAUUUUAAACUUGAA
Molecule: messenger RNA, 6064 nt
Organism: Folsomia candida
Lineage: Eukaryota; Metazoa; Arthropoda; Collembola; Entomobryomorpha; Isotomidae
Product: transcription elongation factor SPT6
Exons: 22
Coding region: 283-5907 (1874 amino acids)
Biological process (GO): transcription elongation by RNA polymerase II; nucleosome organization; transcription elongation-coupled chromatin remodeling
Cellular component (GO): transcription elongation factor complex
Molecular function (GO): nucleosome binding; DNA binding; histone binding
Source: RefSeq, a predicted model, not a curated record